This is a messenger RNA of Amphiprion ocellaris (clown anemonefish), 4143 nucleotides long. Its product is annotated as ras/Rap GTPase-activating protein SynGAP-like. The record is from RefSeq and is a predicted model, not a curated record. The transcript is spliced from 13 exons. The coding region runs from base 1269 to 3383 and encodes 704 amino acids. Lineage: Eukaryota; Metazoa; Chordata; Actinopteri; Pomacentridae. Gene Ontology annotation, biological process: regulation of GTPase activity.
UUUGGAGGCGUUGGUUUCUGCUGGUGUCUAUCUUACGCGCUAUCUCCGCCCUCAAGGGAGAGACUUCUCCGUUUACCGAGCACCCCCCCUUUUUUUUCUCUUCCCCGUGCACUGCCGUUAAAUCCCCCCAAAAUUUGAGGUGUGACGGACUGCGAGAGAGAGAAAAAAAGCGCAAAGGACACCGCGUCAAUUUGGCACCGGAUUCAUCCCCCUUCUCGUAAUGAAUUUCUGGAUUAUGGGGACGUCGUUAUGACACGCAGGGUGAACUACAGACGCUUUCCAAGAUAGAAAAAAAACACCCAGAUGAAUUAGAUUUGGUUGAAAUGCUGCUGCACAUCUUUGGGAUUUCGCCUGUAGAUAAUUGAGGAUGUUUGAAUUUUUUUUCGACGCUUGUGUGGCUUUAGUGCGCGCAAUGUGCAGCGGGUUUGUUGCUGCUGAGAGUUGGCACAGCCCACAGGCAUCACCUUACUGAUGGUUCCUAACGUCGCUAUGAUACAGGAUCCGCGUUAAUCUCCGCACAGUGCUUCUAAACGUGCAUUUAAGUGGCAGGUGAUGAACUAAACCGGCUCUGUUGGAUGGUUUGACCAAAUGCGCUAAAAGGAGUUAAAAUCCCCCACGUUAACCCGCGACGCAGGGGGCUGUUUGAAGUCACACGCGCCCAGAACAAACAAUUAAGAUGACAAAACCCGUCCCCAGAAGAGAUUGUCUUUAUUACCGAGGAAGCUGCAUUGGGAUCACAUCACAGUUCCUGGAUAGAGUUGGAGGACGGGCAGCAGAGGAAGCAGAGAGGGAGGAGAAGCAGAGGAGAGCUGCUGAGCGCCACAACAGACCUGCUGCUGCUGCUGCUGCUGCUGCUGCUGCUCACAGGGAAGCUUUGGCUUCAGUGAUGGACUGAGCUGAAGGGAUCCGCAUGACAGUGAGCUUCACGCUUUCCUCAGAAGCCUUCACACUUGACAAAGGCAUGCACGGACACACUGCAGCAUAGCGGUGAGAAACCAAGAGCGAGCUGCCCACUUUGAACACCACAACGACUUGGCCUAAUGAGUGAGAUAUCCCUCAAAGAAGAGCACAGCACUGGCCAUUCAUUUGGAAACCGUCUCUCAGGUCUGCACAAACUGCUUCUACCUUUGUCCCAAAAAGCAAGUAAACCUGGAACCUCAGCCCCUUCCCAAGUGCCCCCGAAGCCCACCACCGGAUUCAGUUUGGAUCCACAGAUGUAACUAAGCUGUCAAGAUUUCUUCACCAGGAAGUCCUGUGAUUUUGGCUGCAUGGACACAUCUUCAAAGACGUGGCUCCCGCAUCAGAGUCAGUUUGGGUUGGUUGGUCAAGCGGAGGUUUGCUGUGGUGGACCUGGAGUUUUAACCCCAAACCAAUCUCGCAGGGCAAGUUUUGCCUCUGCCAGACAGUCAAGCAUGGAGACCCCUCCGAAUACGACUCCGCAGCCCUUCAGGCAGCCGAGUUUUCUCAAUCGGAGGUUGAAGGGUUCCAUCAAGAGGGCAAAAAGCCAGCCCAAACUAGACCGGACCAGCAGCUUUAGACAAAUGAUUCUGCCCCGGUUUCGUAGCGCUGACCAAGAGAGGACUCGCUUGAUGCAAAGCUUCAAAGAAUCCCACUCCCACGAGUCCCUUCUUUCUCCUAGCAGUGCUGCAGAGGCUUUGGACCUAGUUUUGGAUGAAGAUGCCAUAAUCAAACCUGUCCACUCUAGCAUUUUAGGACAAGAGUACUGCUUUGAGGUAACCACCAAUUCAGGGACAAAAUGUUUUGCCUGCCGUUCAGCUUCAGAAAGAGACAAGUGGAUUGAAAAUCUGCAACGAGCCGUCAAACCUAACAAGAACUCCUCGUUUCACUUUAAGGAUAACAGCAGACGGGUUGACAAUGUGCUCAAGCUGUGGAUCAUCGAAGCUCGAGACCUUCCAGCUAAGAAACGCUACUAUUGUGAACUGUGUCUGGAUGACAUGCUGUACGCUCGCACCACCAGCAAACCCCGGACCGACACCGUCUUCUGGGGCGAGCAUUUUGAGUUUAACAAUUUGCCUACCAUUCGUAGCCUUCGUUUGCACCUCUACAAGGAAACGGACAAAAAAAGACGCAAGGAAAAAAGCACAUACCUUGGCCUCGUCAGCAUCCCCAUAUCCAGCAUCACAGGCCGGCAGUUUGUCGAGCAGUGGUACCCAGUGAUACAGUCCAGUGUUCUGGCCAAAAGCGGCGGCGUCGGAAGCGCCAAAGUCAUCAACGCCUCGCUACGCGUCAAAUCUCGCUACCAGACAAUGAACAUCCUCCCGAUGGAGCUGUACAAGGAGUUUGCAGAGUACAUCACCAACAACUACCGAACACUGUGUGCAGUCCUGGAGCCGCUGUUGAGCGUCAAAAGCAAAGAGGAGGUGGCGUUUGCUCUGGUGCACAUCCUUCAAAGCACGGGGAAGACGAAGGAGUUCCUGUCAGACAUGGCCAUGUGUGAGGUGGAUCGAUUCAUGGACCGUGAGCACUUGAUCUUUCGGGAGAACACGCUCGCUACAAAGGCUGUGGAAGAGUACCUCAAACUGAUAGGUCACAGAUACCUCAAGGAUGCUAUAGGUGACUUUAUUCGGGCCUUAUAUGAGUCUGAGGAGAACUGUGAGGUGGAUCCUAUGCGUGUCCCGCCAUCCGUCCUCGCUGACCAUCAAGCAAACCUCCGCAUGUGCUGCGAGCUCUUACUCUGCAAGAUUAUCAACUCUCUCUGCAUAUUUCCCCGGGAGCUGAAGGAAGUUUUUGCCUCAUGGAGAGCCAGAUGUGCUGAGCGUGGAAGAGAGGAUCUGGCUGACAGCCUCAUCAGCUCCUCCCUGUUUCUCCGCUUCAUGUGCCCAGCCAUCAUGUCGCCCUCCCUGUUCAACCUGAUGCAGGAGUAUCCCGCCGAACGCACGUCCCGAACGCUCACCCUCAUCGCCAAGGUGAUGCAGAACCUGGCCAGCUUCAGCAAAUUUGGACCCAAGGAAGAAUACAUGUACUUCAUGAAUGAGUUCCUGGAGAUGGAGUGGGGCUCCAUGCAGCAGUUCCUCUAUGAGAUUUCCAACAUGGACACGGGUGGAAACGCUGGAGGGUUCGAGGGCUACAUCGACCUCGGCAGAGAGCUGUCCAUGCUCCACAGCUUACUGUGGGAAGUGAUGGGCCAACUUAGCAAGGAUGCCAUUCUGAAACUUGGACCCCUGCCUCGGCUGCUGAAUGACAUCAGCGUCGCCCUGAGGAACCCGCAGCUUCACAUGCCUACGAAUCACCAGCCAGAUCGACCAAAGGACAGACUCUUCUCCCGUCCGUCUUUCAACCGUCUCAUGUCCUCAGACUUCCAAAGCCUUAUGAUGCGUGACCUAAACAGGUAUCUGCCCAACCUUUCCUGCUAUGUUCUGUAAUAUUUUUACUGUCAUCACACCUGGAUGUGAUAUUGUCCCAAAGAGAGCUAGAAAAGUACUCAGAGAGCGCAGUACUCCGCCAAGGCCGUUCAUUCCCCCAUAUGGCAUUGCUGGAAAUGCAGCAUAUUUUAGUAGAAAUGUGGCAUUUUUUUAUUAGUUAUUGAUGAUCAAAAAUCACGGCAACAUAGAAUGUGGCCCUUUAAUAUAGAUGUACCCACAUAAAAAAUGACCUUGCACUGAGCACGGGUGUGUGUUAUUCAUGUGUACGUUAUAUAUGGAUACUGAACUGCGUGACCUAAAUAUGUAGCAGGUGGCGGGAAUUGAUGGGACUCAGAAACACCCCCACAAUUUAAUCAGUUGUUCCUUGUAUCAUUUACAACAGAUAAGUCCUGAUAAGUCCGCAGCAGCUGAUUUGUAGUAGGAUCGCAAUCAUGUGAUGUAGUGUUCACUUUUUGUCAUGGUUACAGUGAUGCUGUGCCGCUAUCUCGCAAUGAUACGGAAAUGUUUAACAAAUCCCUGGAUCCAGACUAUAAGCCACAUCACUACCAAAAUCUAAUCACAUGGUCCUUGUGUAAUGUCUGACCAUACCUGAAAAUUUCAUCCAAAUCUGUUAGUCUGUUUUUGAGUAAUGUUGUGCACAGAAAGACAGACAGACGGACAAACGUACUCUGAUCGUCACGUAACUCUGCCGCAUUCAUUGGCAGAGUAAAAAAAUCAUAAAAAUGCAUAUCAAAUUUAAAGCACUGGUUUAACAAACAGC